Molecule: messenger RNA, 646 nt
Organism: Procambarus clarkii (red swamp crayfish)
Lineage: Eukaryota; Metazoa; Arthropoda; Malacostraca; Decapoda; Cambaridae
Source: RefSeq, a predicted model, not a curated record
GUUGUGUCGUGCUGCACCUGCCUUGUGUCUUUACACACGCUGCUCGACGCCUCGUAUUUUCAUAUCCACGCCCACCUCCACCCACGCCCACCUCCACCCACGCCCAAGCCAACCACUAAUCAUGCACGCCCGUGACAUAGCAGUUGUCAUGUUUCUGGCAUCCGUGUCGACAGGCCGAACAGUUGCCAGACUCCAGACCACAUUAAAGCCAGCACCGGCACCGCCACCAGCAGCACCAGCAGCACCACCAGCAGCACCACCACGCAUGGAAGACAUCCUUGACUAUAACAACAUCCGGGACAAACAGUUCACCAAGGCAGGAGAGACGGAGGCGGGCGAGGGAAGUGCGGGGCAGGCAUCUGAGGGGACGCCGAGUGAGAGACUCUUCACCGGCACCUCCUCCUCCGCCGGGGCAACCCUCAUGUCCUUCCCCAACUUCAAUAACCUCACCGUCUCCGUCAACUUCGCCGAGAUCUUCGCCUCCUUCAUGCCCUUCGUGCUGGUGGGGGCCCUCAUCACCUUCAUGGUCAGCGGGCCCGGUAUAGGGUUCCUCGCGGCCAUCAGAAGGUGAGUGAAUAUGUCAGGUGCGAGAGCUGCUGCCUCCUGCUGUUAUGAUGGUCAUGUAAGUGCAUGCUGCUGUGUUGAC